Sardina pilchardus (European sardine) is the source of this 2474-nucleotide messenger RNA. RefSeq names its product leucine-rich repeat and immunoglobulin-like domain-containing nogo receptor-interacting protein 3. Gene Ontology annotation, cellular component: extracellular matrix. Gene Ontology annotation, molecular function: protein binding. Lineage: Eukaryota; Metazoa; Chordata; Actinopteri; Clupeiformes; Clupeidae. The record is from RefSeq and is a predicted model, not a curated record. Bases 14 to 1933 code for a protein of 639 amino acids. The transcript has 2 exons.
GCGCGUGCCAGGCAUGGCGGGCACGGCGAGGCCGGCCUGGUCCCCGGCGAUGGCGACGUCGCUGGCGGCGACCGUCCUCCCUCCGCUGCUGCUGCUGCUGCUGCUGGCGGCCGCCCCCUCGUGCCAGGGCUGCCCGCCGCGCUGCGAGUGCGCCGCCCAGCUGCGCUCCGUCUCGUGCCAGCGCCGCCGCCUGUCCGGCGUGCCCGAGGGCAUCCCCACGGAGACCCGGCUGCUGGACCUCAGCCGCAACCGCCUGCGCUGGGUGGCGCCGGGCGAGCUGGCGCCGUACCCGCGGCUGGAGGAGCUGGACCUGAGCGAGAACCUCAUCGCCACGCUGGAGCCCAACGCCUUCGCCAGCCUGCAGAGCCUGCGCGUGCUGCGUCUGCGCGCCAACCAGCUCAAGCUGGUGCCCAUGGGCGCCUUCGCCAAGCUGGGCAACCUCACCACGCUGGACCUGAGCGAGAACAAGAUGGUCAUCCUGCUGGACUACACCUUCCAGGACCUGCACAGCCUGCGCAACCUGGAGGUGGGAGACAAUGACUUGGUCUACAUCUCCCACAAGGCGUUCACUGGCCUCCUGGCGUUGGAGGACCUGACCAUCGCCCGGUGCAACCUGACGUCCAUCUCGGGCCAGACGCUGUCCUACCUGCGCAGCCUGGUCACGCUGCGUCUGCGCCACCUGAGCAUCACGGCGCUGGAGGACCAGAACUUCCGCAAGCUGUCGGCGCUGCGCGGCCUGGAGAUCGACAGCUGGCCGUACCUGGAGUACAUCUCGCCGCUCAGCUUCCAGGGCCUCAACCUGUCCUGGCUGUCCAUCACCAACACCAACAUCACCAGCGUGCCCUCGGCGUCCUUCCGCAACAUGGCGCACCUGACGGCGCUCAACCUCUCCUACAACCCCAUCCAGACGCUGGAGCCCUGGGCCUUCCGCGAGCUGCUGCGGCUCAAGGAGCUGCACAUGGUCAGCACGGGCCUGCUGACGGUGGAGCCGCACGCGCUGGCCGGCCUGCGGCAGCUGCGGCUGCUCAACCUGUCGUCCAACGAGCUGGUGACGCUGGAGGAGGGCGCCUUCCACUCGGUCAACAGCCUGGAGACGCUGCGGGUGGACGGCAACCCGCUGGCGUGCGACUGCCGCCUGCUGUGGAUCCUGCAGCGCCGGCGCACGCUCAACUUCGACGGCCGCGCGCCGGUCUGCGCCGGCCCCGCCGAGGUGCGCGGCACGGUGCUGAGCAACUUCGCCGACUCGGCGCUCUUCGACUACUUCACGUGCCAGAAGCCGCGCAUCCGCAACCGCAAGCUGCAGCAGGUGACGGCGCGCGAGGGCCAGCCCGUCUCCUUCCUGUGCCACGCCGAGGGCGAGCCGGUGCCCGCCAUCGUCUGGAUCUCGCCGCAGCGCCGCCGCAUCGCGCCCAAGACCGGUGCGGGCGGGGCGGCGGGCGGAGGCGGCAACGGCCGCGUGGUGGUGCUGCCCGGCGGCACGCUGGAGAUCCGCUACGCGCAGGUGACCGACAGCGGCACCUACAUCUGCAUCGCCAGCAACGCCGGCGGCAACGACACCUACUUCGCCACGCUGACCGUGCGCGGCGGCGGCAUGGGCAUGGGCCUGGGCGGCAUGCCCGCCCUGGACCCGGCGCUCUUCGCCAACCGCUCGCUCUACUACUCCGGCGAGCUCAACGACACCAACUUCAACGGCACGCGUGUCUUCCUCAAGUUCACGCUGGACCUCACCACCAUCCUGGUGUCCACCGCCAUGGGCUGCAUCACCUUCCUGGGCGUGGUGCUCUUCUGCUUCCUGUUGUUGUUUGUGUGGAGCCGCGGGCGCGGCCAGCGGAGGAACAACUUCACCGUGGAGUACUCCUUCCGCAAGGGCGACGGGGGCGCCACGAGCGGCGGACAGGGAGGGGCUCGCAAGUUCAAUAUGAAAAUGAUAUGAAACAACGCAGCCAGGGGCCCUACGGGAGAUGCCUGAAAGACAACCCAACAACACGCACACACACAGCGCUCAGAGAGAAAAAGAAAGAAAGAAAGAAAGAAAGAAAAAAAGAAAGAUAAUGUUUAAAAAAUAAAAUUCAGACAACAAAGUUCAAAUCUUUCGAUUCGAUCUUUCUUUCUUCUGUAGCAGAUUGGUAAUGGUUAGAUGACCUUGAUCUCGCUGUCUCUUGGUUUGAUUCGUUCCCUCUCAGCUUGUGGUAUGAGUGCAGAUUUAACACGGCGAUAAAGCCACACGGUUGGUUUUUUUUCCAUCCUCUCCGUAGCCUUCUGAGUUCAGCCUCACCAUUCUUCAAGAUAAAGGCUUUAAUGAAAAACAAAGUGAAAGACAGGAACAUCUCAGUAAUCUUCCGAUCGCUGCCUCGUGGUGCUGUGAGGCAUUGGCAGCCUUGUUCCUCUUCAUCAUUUUUUUUUUUUACCAUCAGAGAGGAGAGGACAAAAUAAAUGCCCAAUCUUCUGGCGACAGAAUGUUCUGGUGGUGAUGA